AUGCAGGCUACUUCAGAAAAUAUCAUAGUUGGAUCUCAAGUCUGGGUGGAGGAUCCUGAGGUAGCUUGGAUAGAUGGUGAUGUUUUGGUAAUAAAUGACAAAGAAAUAAAAGUAAAAUGUUCAUCAGGAAAAGAAGUUGUUACUAAUGUAUCCCGUGUAUAUCCAAAAGAUCCCGAGUUCCCCGAAUGUGGAGUGGAUGAUAUGACAAAGUUGGCUUAUCUGCAUGAGCCCGGGGUUCUACAAAAUUUGAAAUGUCGAUUUGACAUUAAUGAAAUUUAUACUUACACAGGAAAUAUUUUGAUUGCGGUGAACCCUUUCAAACGAAUACCCAAUAUAUAUAACAAAGAAGUGAUGGAUCGAUACAAAGGAGUAGAUCUUGGGGAUCUGAGUCCGCAUCCUUAUGCUAUUGCAGAUUCGGCAUACAGGCAGAUGGUUCAUGAGAGAAUAAGCCAGUCAAUUCUGGUGAGCGGAGAAAGUGGAGCUGGUAAGACAGAAAGCACAAAAAAUCUUAUGCAGUAUCUUGCCUAUAUGGGAGGUCGCGCUGGAGGUGACGAGCGGAGUGUGGAGCAGAAAGUCCUAGAAUCUAAUCCGGUUUUAGAAGCAUUUGGUAAUGCAAAGACUGUCAGGAACAACAAUUCAAGUCGUUUCGGUAAGUUUGUUGAGAUCCAAUUCAACGAACAGGGAAAGAUCUCUGGAGCUGCUAUAAAAACUUAUUUGCUGGAAAGAUCACGUGUUUGUCAAGUUUCUGAUCCUGAGAGAAGUUAUCAUUGCUUUUACAUGCUCUGUGCUGCACCACCUGAGGUCUCUGAAAAGUAUAAAUUGGGGAACCCAGGGACGUUUCAUUACCUUAAUCAAUCGAACUGUUAUGAACUGACGGGAGUGGAUGAGUCUAAGGAGUACCUUGCAACAAAACAGGCCAUGGAGGUUGUUGGUAUCAAUUCUGAUGAGCAGGAAGCUAUAUUCCGUGUUGUGGCUGCAAUUCUCCACAUAGGGAAUAUUGGUUUCAGUAGAGGGAGCGAACCAGAUUCCUCUCAACCUAAGGAUGAUAAAUCUCGGUUUCAUCUGAAAACAGCAGCUGAGCUUUUCAUGUGCGAUGAGAUAGCUCUCCAAGAUUCUUUCUGCAAGCGUGUGAUUGUAACUCGUGGCGAGAGCAUCAGAAAAACCCUAGAUCCAAAUUCUGCAGCGCUCAAUAGAGAUGCUUUGGCCAAAAUAGUUUAUACAAGAUUAUUUGAUUGGCUUGUGAGCAAGAUUAAUAGCUCUAUUGGUCAAGAUGCAAACUCAAAAUUCUUGAUUGGGCUUCUGGAUAUUUAUGGAUUCGAGAGUUUCAAGACGAACAGUUUUGAGCAAUUUUGCAUCAAUCUGACUAAUGAAAAACUCCAACAACAUUUUAAUCAGCAUGUUUUCAAGAUGGAGCAAGAAGAGUAUACCAAAGAGGAAAUCGAUUGGAGUUACAUAGAGUUUGUGGACAAUCAAGACAUUCUAGAUCUCAUUGAAAAGAAACCUGGGGGAAUCAUUGCUCUUUUGGAUGAAGCUUGCAUGUUUCCAAGAUCCACGCACAGCACCUUUGCUGAAAAGCUUUACCAGAUGUUCAAAGACCAUAAAUGUUUUAACAAGCCAAAGCUAUCAAAGACAGACUUCACCAUUUGCCAUUAUGCUGGUGAUGUUACAUAUCAAACCGACUUGUUCUUGGAUAAGAACAAGGACUAUGUUGUUGCGGAGCAUCAGGAACUCUUGACUGCUUCAAAGUGUUCCUUUGUAGCAAGCUUAUUUCCACCUCUUCCACAAGAUUCAUCCAAAGCUUCAAAGUUUUCAUCAAUAGGUUCCAAGUUCAAGCAACAAUUACAAGCUUUACUUGAGACACUUAGUCACACAGAGCCACAUUAUGUCCGUUGCGUCAAACCAAAUAAUCUUUUAAAGCCUGGUAUAUUUGAGAAUCAGAAUAUUUUGCAACAACUUCGAUGUGGGGGAGUCAUGGAGGCAAUCAGGAUCAGCUGUGCCGGCUUUCCUACUCGUAAACCUUUUGCCGAAUUUAUAGAACGUUUCAAAGUCCUUUCACCGGAAGUCACAAAAUUAAGUGAUGAGGUGCAGGCUUCAAGGAUUCUAUUAGAGAAGGCGAACCUUAAAGGUUAUCAGAUUGGUAAAACAAAAGUGUUUCUGAGAGCAGGUCAGAUGGCAGAAAUAGAUGCUCGCAGAAGCGAGGUUUUAGGAAGAUCUGCUGUUGUUAUCCAGGCAAAAUUUCUUGGAUAUUCUGGAUUCAAGAAGUUUACCUUGUUACGAAGCUCAGUAGUACCAAUACAAGCUGCAUGUAGAGGGGAAGUUGCACGUUCUCGCUAUGAGCGUCGAAGAAGAGAAGUGGCAUGCAUGAAGAUCCAGAAACAUACACGCAUGCAUUGUAAGAGGAAAUCGUACAAACGCUUGUGUUCUUUGGCUAUUGAACUUCAAAAAAUAAUACGUGGCAUGGCUGCACGCAAAGCACUUUACUGUAGAAAGCAAGUAAGAGCAGCAGUUUUUAUCCAGAGCCGAUGCCGACAAUUUUUAGCUUCCCUUCAUUAUUUGAGGGUGAGGCAUGCGGCAAUUAUUGCUCAGUCAAUCUUUAGAGGAGACUGGGCACGCAGAGAACUAAUGAAGCUUAAAAAGGCUGCAAAGGAUACCAGUGCUCUCCAACAUGCCAAAGCUCAAUUGGAAAGGGAAAUCAAAGAAGCAGCCAUGCGUUUGCAAGAGGAGGAACGCAUGAGGGCUGAUACAGAGGAAGCUAAGAAUAAGGAAAUUGCUACAUUGCAGUCUGCUUUAAAGGAGAUGGAAGUUCAAUUGGCUGAUAUGGAGGAAGCUAAAAAUAAAGAAAGUGCAAAACUGCAGGCUGCAUUGAAGGAGUUGGAAGAUCAAUUGGCUGAUAUGGAGGAAGCUAAAAAUAAGGAAGCUUCAGACCUGCAGUCUGCUUUAAAGGAGAUGGAAGUUCAAUUGGCUGAUAUGGGGGAAGCUAAAAACAAGGAAACUUCAAGCCUGCAGUCUGCUUUAAAGGAGAUGGAAGUUCAAUUGGCUGAUAUGGAGGAAGCUAAGAAAAAGGAAACCUCAGAUCUGCAGUCUGCUUUAAAGGAGAUGGAAGCUCGCAUGGCUGAUAUGGAGGAAGCUAAAGAUAAGGAAAAUGCAAAAUUGCAGUCUGCUUUAAAGGAGAUGGAAGUCCAAUUGGUGCUCUGUAACUUUCCAAAAACUAGUUCCAUUUCUUGAUAUUCAAAACAUGAAAUAAGAGUAUACAGAAAGAAAGACUUUAAUUUUAACCUUUUUUUGUUAUUUAUUUGCAUUCAAAUUUUGUAGGCUGAUAUGGAGGACACUAAAAAUAAGGAAAUUACACAACUGCAAUCUUCUUUAAAAGAGAUGGAAGGUCAAUUCCAAGAAACUAAAGAGCUGCUGGAGGCUGCACAGAAAGAAAUGGAGCAACUUCGUGCUACUGACAAUGAGAAAAUAGAAAAUCUUACUACUGAUAAUGAAAAACUCAAGGAGAAGGUUAAUUUAUUGGAACAGGAACUUGAUGAAACACAGAAGAAAUAUGAAGAGACCAGCAAACUGAGUGAAGAUAGGUUGAUUCAGGCUUUGGAUGCAGAAUCAAAGAUAAUUGAUUUGAAACUUGAUAUGCAAAGUCUUCAAGAAAAGAUUUCUGACAUGGAAGCUGAGGACCAGAUUCUGAGACAAAAGGAACGACAGAGUGGCACACCUUCAAAGAAAUUUGAUAGCAACUUGACGCAAUCCACUAUAGGAAGGGAGCGUGACUUGGUUGAGGCUCUUAGGAAAGUUGCUACUGAAGAUGUUGGGUUUUGUCAAGGGAAACCAGUUGCUACGUAUGUCAUUUACAAAAGCCUUUUGCACUGGAAAACUUUUGAAGCAGAUAUAACUACCGUAUUUGACCGUAUAAUCCAGAUGAUGGGUUCUGCAAUAGAGAAAAAAGAAGACGUUAAGCAUAUGUCUUAUUGGCUCUGCGUCACAUCUACAUUGAUGUUUUUGAUUCAGAGGACUUUAAGUCCAAGUCCUCCGAAACCCCAGCAGCCUGCAUCGUUAUUUGGAAGGAUGACCCAAGGAUUUCGAUCAUCUUCCAAUGCUGGCAUAGUGAAACAUAUUGAGGCCAAGUACCCAGCUUUGCUUUUUAAGAAACAACUUGCUGCUUAUGUUGACAAAAUAUAUGGAUUUAUUCGUAACAACCUGAAGAAGGAUUUAUCACAACUUCUCUCCUCAUGUAUCCAGGCACCGACGAUAUCAGAUGGUAACCCUUAUCCAACUUUUUACUGGGAGCACAUCAUUGAACGCCUAAAUGAACUGCUUGAUACAUUAAAAGAAUACCAUGUGCCAUCUGUCAUUAUCCGGAAGAUGUUUGCUCAAGUUUACACCUAUAUCGAUGUACAACUUUUCAACAGCCUUCUUCUACACAAAGAGUGUUGUUCGAUCACAUAUGGGGAGUAUGUGAAAGCAGGAUUAGCAAAAUUAGAGCAAUGGUGUUCUCAGGUCACGGCAGAGUAUGCAGACUCAUCAUCAGAUGAACUUACGCAUGUAAGACAGGCAGUCGAAUUUCUGGUUAUACAACAGAAGUCUACAAUUUCAUAUGAUCAUCUCACAACUACUCUAUGUCCUGUUCUAAGUGUUCAACAACAUUACCAAAUCUGCACUCUCUAUUCGAAUGGCAAUGACGACACCAAUGGUGUCCCCCCAGAAGUUAUUUCCAAGUUAAAAGUUCUAAUGACAGAGGACUCUGGCAACCCUGAUAGUGACUCCUAUUUGUUGGAUGACAAUUCAGGCAUUUCCUUCCCAGUUGAUGAAAUUAAUAAGUCGCUCAACGAGAAAGAUUUUGCAGAAAUAAAACUUACCCCUGAAAUCGCUGAUAACCCAGGGCUCCAAUUUUUACUGGAGUAA
Messenger RNA from Cynara cardunculus var. scolymus (artichoke), 4896 nucleotides. Its product is annotated as myosin-7-like. Gene Ontology annotation, biological process: vesicle transport along actin filament; actin filament organization. Gene Ontology annotation, molecular function: microfilament motor activity; actin filament binding; ATP binding. The record is from RefSeq and is a predicted model, not a curated record. Lineage: Eukaryota; Viridiplantae; Streptophyta; Magnoliopsida; Asterales; Asteraceae. Gene Ontology annotation, cellular component: actin cytoskeleton; myosin complex; cytoplasm. The transcript is spliced from 42 exons.